Molecule: messenger RNA, 1797 nt
Organism: Mesocricetus auratus (golden hamster)
Lineage: Eukaryota; Metazoa; Chordata; Mammalia; Rodentia; Cricetidae
Product: keratin, type II cytoskeletal 6A
Exons: 9
Coding region: 49-1674 (541 amino acids)
Biological process (GO): keratinization; intermediate filament organization
Cellular component (GO): keratin filament
Molecular function (GO): structural constituent of skin epidermis
Source: RefSeq, a predicted model, not a curated record
UCUGCCCUGCAUUACCUCCACUUCACAGACUUCUCAUCUCCAGGAACCAUGUCUACCAAAACCACCAUCAGGAGUCAAACCAGCCACCGUGGCUUCAGUGCCAGCUCAGCCAGAGUGCCAGGGCUCAACCGUUCUGGCUUCAGCAGUGUGUCUGUGUGCCGCUCCCGGGGCAGUGGUGGCUCUGGGGCUAUGUGUGGAGGAUCUGGCUUUGGCAGCAGGAGCCUCUAUGGUGUGGGGAGCUCCAAGAGGAUCUCCAUCAGAGGCGGCAGCUGCAGCAUUGGAGGAGGCUAUGGCAGCCGAGUUGGAGGAGGCUUCAGCUUUGGAGGAGCCAGCAGUGGCUUUGGCUUCGGUGGUGGAGCUGGCUUUGGUGGUGGCUAUGGAGGCAUCCAAGAGGUCACCGUGAACCAGAGCCUCCUCACCCCUCUGAACCUGCAAAUCGACCCCACCAUCCAGCGCAUGAGGACCGAGGAGCGUGAGCAGAUCAAGACCCUCAACAACAAGUUCGCCUCCUUCAUCGACAAGGUGCAAUUUCUGGAACAACAGAAUAAAGUCUUGGACACCAAGUGGACCCUGCUGCAGGAACAGGGCACAAAGACAGUGAGACAGAACUUUGAGCCAUGGAUUGAACAAUAUAUUAAUAAGCUCCAAAGACAGCUGGAUGGUGUCCUGGCAGAAAGGGGUCGCCUGGACUCAGAGCUGAGAAACGUGCAGGAUACAGUUGAGGACUACAAGAACAAAUAUGAAGAUGAAACCAACAAUCGUACUGCAUCAGAGAAUGAAUUUGUGACCCUGAAGAAGAAUGUAGAUACAGCCUACAUGAAUAAGGUUGAACUGCAAGCCAAGGCAGACAGUCUGGCAGAUGAGAUCAACUUCCUGAGAGCUCUCCAUGAUGCAGAACUGUCUCAGAUGCAAACUCAUAUCUCAGACACGUCUGUGGUCCUCUCCAUGAACAACAACCGCAGCCUGGACCUGGACAGCAUCAUUGCUGAGGUUAAGGCCCAAUACGAGGAGAUUGCUCAGAGGAGCCAGGCUGAGGCUGAGUCCUGGUACCAGACAAAAUAUGGGGAGCUGCAGGUCACAGCAGGAAGACACGGAGUUGACCUGCGCAACACCAAGCAGGAGAUCGCAGAGAUCAACCGCAUGAUCCAGAGGCUGAGAUCUGAGAUCGAGCACAUCAAGAAGAAGUGUGCCAACCUGCAGGCUGCCAUCGAUGAGGCUGAGCAGCGUGGGGAAACAGCCUUCAGAGUUGCCAGAGACAGUCUAGAAGGGCUGGAGGAUGCCCAGCAGAAGGCCAAACAGGACAUGGCCAGGCUGCUGAAGGAUUACCAGGAGGUCCUGGAUGUCAAGCUGGGCCUUGAUGUGGAGAUCGCCACCUACAGAACCCUGCUGGAAGGAGAGGAGGGCAGGCUGAAUGGUGAAGGCGUUGGACCAGUCAACAUCUCUGUGGUGCAGUCCACCGUGUCCAGCGGCUAUGACAGUGCAGGUGGUGCCAGCGGCAGCUUGGGCCUGGGAGGAGGCAGCAGCUACUCCUACAGCAGCAGCCAUGGCCUUGGAGGUGGCUUCAGUUCUGGCAGUGGCAGAGGCAUCAGUGGUGGCCUCAGCUCCUCUGGUGGCAGCUCUUCCACCAUCAAGUACACCACCACCUCCUCCAGCAGGAAGAGCUACAGGCACUGAGUCCCUGCCACCAGAGCCUGUCCCUGAUCCCAGCUCCCCUGGCUGCAGAGCCCUGUGCUCAGGGGCUGUCCUUGCUGACCUUAGACCUCUGCUCUCUGGUUAGGACUGAGGAGUUGAGUUCUC